GAAACGCUGAAUGCGGAGAGUGAGCAUCUGCCCAGCGAAUCGUCUUCCGCUUCCGCAGUGAAGGGAAAUGUUACCGCGCAAUUGAUGCAAUGCAUUUUGGAUCGAGAGAAAAUUCACGUGUCUCCCCUUACGGCAGAUCAUGGAGUGGUGGUGGUUUGCGAGGAGGAAGCUUCUGUGUUGAAACUAGUUCUGUGGAUGAUCGAUGGGGAGUUCAAAGAUAAACUUAUGAUGAUGGUGUUGUCGAAUUACAUGAACCGAUUGAUUGGGAUUCAAGCUGGCGUAACGAUUGCGCUCGGCAGUGGAUACCAAGUCAUUUUGUCUCCUGACAUGAUGCCAAUCGUUGUGGGGAUCCAGUCCAUUCGAGUGGAUUCAUUACCAACCAGGGGAAUUUCAGAAGAAUUGCUGCAAGAGUUGUUUAAAGGCUAUUUGCAAUGGAUUUGUUUGUUCCCGAACCACACAUAA
Molecule: messenger RNA, 462 nt
Organism: Blastocystis hominis
Lineage: Eukaryota; Bigyra; Opalinata; Blastocystidae
Exons: 3
Coding region: 250-462 (70 amino acids)
Source: RefSeq, a predicted model, not a curated record